This is a messenger RNA of Lolium rigidum, 492 nucleotides long. RefSeq lists its product as uncharacterized. The record is from RefSeq and is a predicted model, not a curated record. The transcript has a single exon. NCBI's taxonomy places the organism in Eukaryota, Viridiplantae, Streptophyta, Magnoliopsida, Poales, Poaceae. Bases 126 to 443 code for a protein of 105 amino acids.
GCAGACAGAAUCAGAGAAGCAGCUGAGAAGAGGAAAAGAUCUCUCCGGCCAGCGCAGCCAGAUCGGAGGAGAGAGAGAUCAGCUUACAGCUAGUGCAACCAACGCAAAAUUAAUCUCCAAGCAGCAUGUCGUUCUUCCUUGGCCGCACGGCGGUGCUAGUGAAGCGCGUGUGGCUCGACCUGGAGGCGCGCCUCGGCCGCCGGCGCAGCGGUCUGGGUGAGCUGACGAGGAAGGUCCGGACGUGCGAGUACGACGACGUUCACGUCAUGUGGGAGCUGCUCAGCGGCAUGGACGGCAGCGCGCCGCGGCAGUACGUGCACGUGCCGGCUUCCGGCGCCAUGAUCGCCGCCGCAGCCGGGAAGAAGCGGCGGCGGCGGAGGAGGAUGGCCGACGCCGAAUCGGCCGCGUGGAGCCGCCUCUUCUCCUCCUGCUGCGCCUUCUGAUCAGAAUCCGUGCUGCUGCCUCGCCAGGUGGCCGGGUUUUGGAAAGGCU